This is a messenger RNA of Bicyclus anynana (squinting bush brown), 3369 nucleotides long. RefSeq names its product cAMP-regulated phosphoprotein 19 (gene endos). Gene Ontology annotation, molecular function: protein phosphatase inhibitor activity. Bases 198 to 542 code for a protein of 114 amino acids. The record is from RefSeq and is a predicted model, not a curated record. Lineage: Eukaryota; Metazoa; Arthropoda; Insecta; Lepidoptera; Nymphalidae. Gene Ontology annotation, cellular component: cytoplasm. The transcript has 4 exons.
AACAUUAUAAUAAACGCCAGUCGCCAUAGUAGAUGAAAUUUUUCCGAAAAUUUUGCUAUUUGCUAGAAUCGUAACCGUUUUCUUGUUCAGUUAAUAGACUUUUAUUUUAUAUAAACGUUCCUGGAUUUUUCAAAUUUGAAACUCAAAGACACUCCUAAAAAUUAAAAUAGCAUCUACCUAUAAUCAAGAUAUCCAAUAUGAGUGAAUCAGCUGAUCAGAAUGAACCUCCAAAAGAUCCCAAAGAACUGGAAAAGCUAGAAGAGGCGAAACUAAAAGCCAAAUUUCCAAAUGCAAUAUUUGGCAGAGGGCCUGGUGGUCAUUCAGCUUUUCUACAAAAAAGGCUCGCUAAAGGACAAAAGUUCUUUGACUCGGGUGACUACCAGAUGGCCAAGCAGCGGCCGGGCAACCUCGCGGCACCGUUCAAGGCGCCGGCCGCACCCGCCAAGAUCUCCACCGGCGACGCUAUCCCCACCCCCGACACCGUGCCGCUGCGCAAGACCUCCAUCAUCCAGCCCAAGUUCCAGCCGCCCGCGCACUCCUAGCCACGUAAACACUAGUGCUCUGUAACCAUUCAAUGUAUAGCCUCAUCGUAACCAUACAAAUUUUAAUAACAAGUCAAUAGAAAUGCCUCACACUAACAAAAGAACAAGAUGUUGCUGAUGAUGUAUUAUUUCUAUAGGAAAUAAUAUACAUCGCUGUUUAUACAAUAGCACACAUCAGAAUAUGUCAUCAAACAGUGAUGCAAUUGUUACAAUACAGUCAACAUGAUCAUUGUUGAUAGUCCAUUUCCAUUGCUGGGCCAAAGUCCUAUAAGGGCUUCCAACCACCAAUGGUUUAGAGUUGCCUAUAUCCCACAGUUUACAUUUAAUUUUAAAGGUAUAUAAUGCCAAAAACCAUUUCUAGAACAUUGUUAUUAAAAUUCCUAUUAUCAUAACCCAUUAAACUUGUCUUUGCUUGUGUGAUAGCGUCUUCAUCUUGUGUCCAUACUGCAGCACAAUUAUUUUAAGCUUAAUUAAUUUUUAACUGUACACGGCCGACCUGAUGCAAUAAAAAUCAUCAGUAUCUAAUUUUGCUUUCAGUACCCAGGUGCACAUUCAUUUUUAAAUUACUCUUUAAAAAGAGUAAGUUUGAAAAUGAAAAUAUAUGAACAAAAUAAAAAUAUAUGCACACUUAAUUAAUUUUUAACUGUACACGACCAACCUGAUGCAAUAAAAAUCAUCAGUAUCUAAUUUUGUUUUCAGUACCCAGGUGCACAUUCAUUUUUAAAUUACUCUUUAAAAAGAGUAAUUUUGAAAAUGAAAAUAUAUGAACAAAAUAAAAAUAUAUGCACGCUUAAUUAAUUUUUAACUGUACACGACUGACCUGAUGCAAUAAAAAUCAUCAGUGUCUAAUUUUGCUUUCAGUACCCAGGUGCACAUUCAUUUUUAAAUUACUCUUUAAAAAGAGUAAGUUUGAAAAUGAAAAUAUAUGAACAAAAUAAAAAUAUAUGCACGCUUAAUUAAUUUUUAACUGUACACGACCGACCUGAUGCAAUAAAAAUCAUCAGUAUCUAAUUUUGCUUUCAGUACCCAGGUGCACAUUCAUUUUUAAAUUACUCUUUAAAAAGAGUAAGUUUGAAAAUGAAAAUAUAUGAACAAAAUGAAAAUAUAUGCACGCAGAGCUGCACAAGACAAAGAUGAAACAUACAAGUGCAGACACAAGAAGUAAUCCAUUUACAGACUAAGGGAAUUGUAGACAGUAAUUGUAAAGCAUUAGAUCUUGAUUGUCUUGUAAACCAAAUCUGUUCCUCUCUUGCAAUAUAAUAUGUUACUAAGAUGAUAAAUAAUGAAUCAAUGUCUAAUGAUUGCUACCCAGUUUAUUUAAUUCAUUCCAUAAGAAGUGCAUCCUUCCAAUGUCAGUGUAUAUAAUCACAAUGAAGAUUCUGCUACUUGUACGUGCUCAUGAAUGGAGACCAAACUUUUUCAUUUUUAUAAAGUAAAUAUGAUUUUGCGAAAAGUGUCUAUAAUUUCCUCUGUUUUGUAUGUCGUGUGACUAGGGUAUGCAUUCCAAGUCCUUUAAAGAUUUUUAUUAAAUGACAUGUCACAAUUGCAUUGUCACUGAGCUUUCACUCUUUACGUGAGCCCCACUAACGGAGCGGCGCCAUCGCUUGUCUCUGGCGGGUAGAUUACGAUACUUUGGUGCAACCAAUUGACAACAAAUCUAAUGGCAUCACAUUGGUGGAUAUAACAAAAUAAAUAUGUAUUAAAGAGAACAAUUACUGUGUUAUUUUGUUAAGUUUUAAUUUAGAUAUCUUUCUUACUAUCAAUCUUGUACACAAGUAUUAUCAAUGAAUUCAAAAAUAUGGGACCAUUUCACUAAUCAAUUUUUUUAAUUGCAAAUGUAGUCCAGUAAUUUCAAUUCAAUCUGUAAAAUCUCUCUUUUAUAUUAAUUAUUUUUGUUAUUAUUAUUUUGGAUAUCGUUAAAAGGAUAAGGAUAAAUUGCAAUCAAAGUUUUGUAAUACUACCCUCCAAUUAGCUUUUACUUAUUAUCACAUCGAAUAUAACAAUCAGCACGUAUAUCAGUUUAAAUACAUUAUAUCAGUGUCAUUUGUGAUUGUUCCUUUAUUUCGUUAGAGUAGUCUUUGUUUUGAAAACUUAACUUUUAUAUAAAAAAACGAACCUGUUAUAUUUAUGUAAAAAAUAAAGUAAUUAGGUAGUGUAAUAAGGCAGACUUGAAUGAGAGAGUGGGUUGAACAGUUUUAUAGAGUUUUUAUUUUGAUCAUGUACUCAUAUAUGCAUUUGGAUUUAUGUAUUAUUAUGUAUGUAGUAUGAUAUCUAUCGGGAAAAGCGUUCAAUUGACAGUCCUGCGAAAAUACACCAAUUUUUUAACUUACUCCUUUUGUAAAAUUUUCAUAUUUUACCAAAUUUGUGAAAAGUAGGAACAGUUAAACUGAGAAUGACCACUCUCAAAAAUGGUUCAAAAGCCCUUUCUAGUUUUGUGAAAAUAUAUCUGUCAAAUAUAAAAUUUGUGUUUGUAAUUUUAUAAAAUGUGAAUUUUCGGAGACACAACAUUAAUUAUAACGUUUAUAAUCAAACAAUAUAUAAAUUGACUUGACAAAGCAAGUAGUGUUCGCUUUUCGCUGUGUAGGUAGAAAGUUAUAAUAAAUCGUACUAAUAAAAAUAAUAAACUGUUGUAAGAAUGUGUAAAAUGAAACAUUAUUAAAGUUUUAAUUGGUACAAUUUAACGUUUUGUUUUCAACUGCAACAUAUUUUUGUGGAUAACUGUAAUGUAAUGUACAAAAUAAGUUGUUCGAUACUAGUGCAAAAGGGAAAUGUUAGCGUUAAAUAUUAAUUAUAAUGAAAAAACUUGAUAAUAAAAGCUUGAAAAAUU